This is a messenger RNA of Oncorhynchus mykiss (rainbow trout), 2554 nucleotides long. The record is from RefSeq and is a predicted model, not a curated record. NCBI's taxonomy places the organism in Eukaryota, Metazoa, Chordata, Actinopteri, Salmoniformes, Salmonidae.
AGCAGCUGCAUCGCGCAGUUAAUCAAGUUGAUAUCAGUCCUUUCUGAGAAGUAAACUAUUGGAAGAGAGGCCUGCACACGAUUCUCAGGUGACUUGGACGAAAGUGCGCUGUGCCAUGGCGUCAGUGCGUGUGGCUGUCCGUGUAAGACCUUUGAUCAAGAGAGAAAAGGAAGUGUCUGCGAAGGUCAUUAUCCACAUGGAGGGGAGCACCACUUCUAUAGACUGCAACAAAAAGCACCUUUCCAAAGGCACCCCUGGCACUGGGCUGAAGGACAGAGGCAGACAGUCGUUCUCCUAUGAUUUCUCCUACGAUUCUACGGAUGUCGGAAGCCCCAACUUUGUGCCUCAGGAGAAGGUGUUUAAAGACUUGGGCUGUGAUGUCCUGGAGGCAGCGUUUGAUGGUUAUAACGCCUGUGUUUUCGCCUAUGGACAAACGGGAUCAGGGAAGUCUCAUACCAUGAUGGGAAGCCCAGGAGAUUUUGGUCUGAUUCCACGGAUCUGUGAAGGCCUGUUCUGUCAGAUAUCAGAGAAGAGCCAGGGGGAUGUGGCCUCCUUCCGCACAGAGGUCAGUUACCUGGAGAUCUAUAACGAGCAUGUGCAGGAUCUUCUCACGACUAAGAAGAGCCCAGAGAACGGGUCAGGACUCAAGGUCAGAGAACACCCCAAGGAUGGGCCGUAUGUGGAGGACCUGUCGAAGCACCUGGUUCAGAACUACAAGGAUAUAGAGAAGCUGUUGCAUGCUGGGAAAGCCAAACGCACCACGUCGAGCACGGGCAUGAACGAUGUUAGCAGCCGCUCGCAUGCCAUCUUCACCAUCAACUUCACACAGGCUCGUUUUGAUGCAGAGCUGCCAUGUGAGAUGGUGAGUAAGAUCCACCUGGUAGAUUUGGCGGGCAGUGAGAGGGCUGACGCCACAUGCGCCACCGGUGCCAGGCUGAAGGAAGGAGCCAACAUCAACAAGUCCCUGGUCACACUGGGCAUUGUCAUCUCUGCUCUUGGAGGAGAUAGAGGGGGCUCCCACAAGGGAAAAAGGAAGAAGCAGCUCUUCAUCCCCUACAGAGAUUCUGUUCUGACCUGGCUCCUGAAAGACAGCCUGGGAGGAAACUCCAAGACCAUCAUGAUAGCAACUCUUUCACCCGCUGACGUGAACUACAGUGAGACACUGAGCACGCUGCACUAUGCUAACAGAGCUAAGAACAUCUUCAACAAGCCCACAGUCAACGAGGACAGCAGUGUUACAGUCAUCAGAAAACUGCAGGAGGAGAUUGUCAGACUGAAACGUCUAGUGGAGAAGAACAACCAGGCUCUCCUUUCUCCUCAGGAUCUCUCCAAGACACUGAAGGUGGAGGAGAAACUUCACAAGAAUGAGGUCAAAGUGUUAGAACUGACCAGGGAGUGGACCAACAAGUGGGGGGAGACCCAGAACAUUCUCAAGGAGGAGACUGUAGCUCUGAGGAAGCAGGGUAUAGGCGUGGUCAUGGACUCCAAACUACCUCACCUAAUCGGCAUCGAUGAUGAUCUUCUCAGCACUGGCACCAUUCUCUAUCAUUUGAAAGAGGGCAGGACGCUGGUGGGUCGAGACGAGGCUUCAUCCAAUCCGGAUAUUGUUGUCCAUGGUGCUGGUCUCCUGGAGGAACACUGUGUGUUUGAGAACCGUGAUGGAGUUGUGACUCUGAUCCCCCAGACGGGGGCGCUGUGCUCUGUCAACAGACUGGAGACGACCCAGCCCUGUCAGCUGACACAGGGUAAUGGUGCAGUAAUCCAGCUAGGUAGAGGGACUAUAUUCCGUUUCAACCAUCCUAAAGAAGCUGCACAUCUCAGAGAGCAACGCAAGUGCUGUGCCGUCGGCUAUAUAUCAAACAAGGAAAAAACACAUCUUCAAAGAAAUGCAUCUUCCACUUCCUCGAAGCUAUCACUGUAAAUACUGUAUCUCCUCCUACUUUACCAUGUCUGUACACACCACAUACACACACAGAGAUGUGAAGCACUUCUGGUAACACCUGCUGGCAUAAUACUUCCUAGCUUGUUAUCAACAAGUAUUUAUUUUAAUGUCUUAUAAGGCAUAUAAUAUGCUCUCAAGGUGGCUGGUAUUUAGUCAGGAUCAUGAGAUGAUUCUAAGACAUAAGGGCGUCAUAUAUUGUAUGCUUAUGACAAGUCUAGUCUAACUGAAUUAAAAUGCAUUAUAUACCUGCUGGUUUAAGUACUGUAAAGUGUUACCGAACUGCUUCUUUGGAUAAUGGGCUGUAACUGUCAGGUUCCAGGCUCAGUGCUCUUUAUAGUGUACUACUUUUGACCAGGGACCAUAGGGCACUUUGUAGGGAAUAGGGUUCCAUUUGGGACGCUGACAUCCAUUUACUGAGGCAGGUUCAGCAGGUAAUGAUAGAGUUCCAGGUUGUUAAGUCAUUUUAAUGUAUAUUUCAUGAAGCCAGUGGCUGAUGCAAGAGUUUCUAUACCAACAAUUCUAGUGCUCACAUUUGUAGUUAUUCAUUUGUAUUGUGGACACACAAAAAAUCGUCAUUUUAAAUUGGGUAAUAAAAAUGGAUCACAAAAAGAA